Zychaea mexicana is the source of this 281-nucleotide messenger RNA. RefSeq lists its product as uncharacterized. The record is from RefSeq and is a predicted model, not a curated record. The coding region runs from base 56 to 217 and encodes 53 amino acids. The transcript has a single exon. Lineage: Eukaryota; Fungi; Mucoromycota; Mucoromycetes; Mucorales; Lichtheimiaceae.
GUGAGAUAUCGUCGUGUGUGAAUAGCAACUUUUUAGCUGAAUUUGGCGUAUAUAGAUGAUCCACUAUAUAAUAUCCGUGUACCAUUGCUGCUCGUGCUCGUGGAUAAGAGUUGCUAGAGACACCGGACCCGUAUCGUCGCGUUUGUCAGCCCAUCCUUAUUUUUUUUCUGUCACAGUAAACGGAACGUUAAUUGGAGUACUCAAUGGUGAUAUAUAGCCGUGUGCGAAUAGCUGCUUUUUUUUGCCAGUUUGCCUAAUUAAAAAGAAUAGACACUUACGGU